CCAAAAAACACCCAAAAAAACAAAGAUAUGGAUAACAAAAAUGAUUCAUCUAAAUCACUUACCGGACCACACUUUCUGUUCGUGACAUUUCCAGCACAAGGCCACAUCAACCCAUCUCUCGAACUCGCCAAGCGCCUCGCCGGAACAAUAGCCGGAGUUAGAGUCACCUUCGCAGCCACAGACUCCGCCUAUAACCGAUGUAUGCUCUCCAAAGAAAACGUCCCUGAAACAUUAGUCUUCGCCACGUACUCCGAAGCCCACAAAGAUGACAUCAAAUCAUCUACAUCCACCGACAGAUCCCGCGAAUAUAUGUCUGCUACGAGACGCCGUGGCAGAGAAACCCUAACCGAACUAAUCGAAGAUAACCGGCGUCAAAACCGGCCUUUUACCUGCGUGGUUUACACCAUCUUCCUCCCUUGGGUCGCUGAGCUGGCUCGUGAGUUUCACAUCCCUUCUGCCAUUCUCUGGGUCCAGCCCGUAACUGUCUUCUCAAUCUUCUACCACUACUUCAAUGGCUACGCAGAUGCAAUCUCAGAGAUGGCUAAUAAUGACCCUUCUGGUUCUAUUAAGCUACCCUCCCUGCCACAGUUCCGUCUCCGAGAUCUUCCCACAAUAAUAUUCCGUCCAGACGCAUAUUCAUUUCUUGUACCGGCGUAUCAAGAUCAGAUAGAUUCACUGAAGCAAGAGGAAAACCCUAUGAUCCUCGUGAAUAGUUUCCAAGAGCUUGAAGAAGAAGCUCUCAGCGCAGUACUUGAUAACUUCAUGAUUGUCCCCGUUGGUCCAUUGAUAACCACUAAGGCCGAUGACUCUGGGGUUGACGAUAAAUACAUCCAGUGGUUGGAUGCAAAAACGGAUUCGUCUGUAAUUUAUAUUUCCUUCGGGACGCUUGCCGUGUUGAGCAAGAAACAGCUUGCAGAGGUCUGCGAGGCAUUGAUAGAGAGUCGGAGGCCGUUUCUGUGGGUGAUUGCGGAAAAGUCGUUCAGAAGUAUAGAAGAUGAGGAAGAGAACGAAGGAGAGAGCAUAAGGAGUUUCAGAGAAGAGCUCGAUGAGAUAGGAAUGGUGGUUUCUUGGUGCAAUCAGUUUAGCGUUUUGAAGCAUAAAUCAAUAGGUUGUUUUGUGACGCAUUGCGGGUGGAACUCGACGCUGGAGAGCUUGGUCGCCGGAGUUCCCGUGGUUGCAUUUCCGCAGCGAAUUGAUCAGAUGACGAACGCCAAGCUUCUAGAAGAGGCUUGGAGGACAGGUGUGAGAGUGAUGGAAAAGAAGGAAGAUGAAGAAGUUGUGGUGGAGAGUGAGGAGAUACGGCGGUGCAUUGAGGAAGUGAUGGAGGAGAAGGCGGAGGAGUAUAGGAGAAACGCGGCGAGGUGGAGAGAUAUAGCGGACGAGGCGGUGAGAGAAGGAGGAUCUUCCUUUAAUCAUCUCAAAGCUUUUGUCGAUGAGCACAUGUGAGAUUCUAUCUUGAAGAAUUCAAUUCUGUGAUUUCCUUUUAGUUUCCAAAUUUAUUAUCGUCGGUUAUGUUUUAAACUAUUCGGUUUCUUCCUGGGAUGAAAUGUAUUUUUUGGGUAAAAUGUUAAGAUUGGGAUGAAAUGUUUACGCCAUAUGGUAUAAACUACUAUGGAUGUUUGAUUGUUGAUUUUAAAUAUGUUGAAACUUAAAUAUUUGGAAGAUGUGAGAAAAAAAAAGAGAUACACGCAUGACAUGA
Brassica oleracea var. oleracea is the source of this 1699-nucleotide messenger RNA. RefSeq names its product UDP-glycosyltransferase 75D1-like. Lineage: Eukaryota; Viridiplantae; Streptophyta; Magnoliopsida; Brassicales; Brassicaceae. Gene Ontology annotation, molecular function: UDP-glycosyltransferase activity. The transcript has a single exon. The record is from RefSeq and is a predicted model, not a curated record. Bases 28 to 1446 code for a protein of 472 amino acids.